Molecule: messenger RNA, 2213 nt
Organism: Lactuca sativa (garden lettuce)
Lineage: Eukaryota; Viridiplantae; Streptophyta; Magnoliopsida; Asterales; Asteraceae
Source: RefSeq, a predicted model, not a curated record
UAGGAAAGUGAAUGGAUCUGUGUUAUAAUUCAAUGUGGAUGUUGGUGGUGGUUAGUGGGGAAUUUAUAGGGGAAUUGCUGUGCAUACGGGGCAGGUUCCAGAGAAGGUCCACAUGGUCGGUAGUGAGAGACUUUUGCCUCUUGAACAGGUGUUACGAAGGUUUUUUUGAAGGGGAUCUUCAGUAUCACGAAGUCCCUCAAGUGGAGACGCUACCGGAUCCAGCCAAAGUUGGCCCGGUUUUUAAGGGCGAUGUCCCUCCUAUCGAGGCAGGGGUCAAGGCUGCUUCUCCGAUCAGGGGAACAAGUGUGGCUAGCGGUCAAGUCGUCUCCCAACGUUGGUCUGCUGCUGUGGAUUCUACUCUUGAGGAGGAUAUCGGUGGCAAUAUUAUUGACCGACGUUUAUGUCGGAAACGCAAUAUCGAUCCUCUGCUCGCUAAGUCACUCAUUGUUAUUGAGAUUGCUUAUGGUGAUGACCCGCAAGCAAUGGAGACGGCAGGUUUGCGUCGGAUGGUGAGUCCUUCGUCUUUGAGUGCUCUUGGUGUGUAUCUCCCAGGGUGGAACCUUACGUUAGAUUCCCUUUUAUUGGAACAGGGUCCCGCCCGUGAGUGGUGUCGACAUGCGUUUCCUUCGGCUACCCUGUAGCCCUCGAGGCUCUUUCUUAUUCUCACAUGGCGAACGAUCUUCAAUAUGUCAUAGCUCAGGUUGCUCCUUACUUGGUGGCGGCUGCUGGUCGUCUUCGUUACAUAGGGGCCGAUUUAGCGGAGUUGGCUGCUAUUAAUUCAGAGCAUGACGAGCUUGCAAAGAAGGUUUGGCUUAUCGAAGAGGAGCAACGCAAGUUUGAUGAACGCUACCUCGUGCUUUCUGAGGAGAAGAUUGAUGUAGAAGCUCAAGUGGCGACUCUGGAUGGGGAGGUUAGUCUCUUAUCCCAGCAGGUCCAGAAUUUGGUCUCGAAGAAAGAAGCACUGGCGGAGCAUUUGGCACUACCAGAAGAUUAGUUCGCCGCUUAGGUCUCGAGGAGGAAAUUCUUGGAGGCUGAUUUAGCUUGGGUUCUUCAGAAGGGGGUGGUUCGUGUGGUGGACCAUGUUGUCGAGAGUAGCGAGUUCGCGCUUGGGAUUCAUUGUGUGAAAGCCGUGUGUGUGAUUGCUGGUGUAGAGAGAGGGAAGUGGAUGACAUGAGUGUGGUCGGAUGACAGCGGUCCUAGCUCGUUCGAUUCGAACGCUGCGGAACGGUCUGUCGAUGCAAUGCAUGAUGCCAUUAGGGCUUUUUCCGAGAUGGACUUCGCGUCCUAUCUCCGUUUGAGCGAGCUCGGCCUUGCUAAGCUUCGCCAACUAUGCUAUGAAGUGGAGGAUCUUGUUUCAGACGGUGAUGUUGAGGGCACUGCCUCGACUAAACCUCGACAGGGUUGAUUUGUGUUGUAUGUUUUUGUAUGUUUAUUGUUUGUUUUUCAUUUUUUCUAGACAAAACUUCAAAAAUGGUCCCUGUGGUUUUUGAAAAUAUCAAGUUUAGUCCCUAAGUUCAAAAAACCUCACAGAUGUUCCUUGUGGUUUCAAAACUUUUAACAAAUGGUCAUUCCGCUUAACUCCGUCAGCUUUCUACCGUUAAGUGAGGGGCAUUUUCAUCAUUUCAAUACACAGGGACCAUUUAUGAGGUUUUCUCUAUUAAAAAAAAGAAAAAAAAUAGAAUUAUUUAAUUAAAGGGCCCCACCCCCUCAUUUCAAUACACAAAACACUCCACCCGUCAUUUCAAUACACAAGAGAGAUUGAUCAUCCAAAAAAAGAAAAUAAUAAAUGGAUAACAAAUAAAUAAGUUACAUCUUAUACAAAAAAGAUCCGAUUUUUACGGAGAUGAAGCAUCAAACAAAACCUCAUUAAGCAUAUCAUCCUCACCAUUAGUGACUGCAAAAAAUUCUGCAUCUUUUUCAUCAUCAUUUGAGAAAUCCCUUCUUUCAACCCUAGAAUGAGCAGCAAUAAAGAUCAAUUUAUGAGCUUUUUCCAUUCCACUCCACGAUUUAGCCCAUUUCAAGAAAGACCAAUUCCAUUUAAACCCACGUUACGUGGCAUGAAGAAAAAUCAACCUCACUGCAACUUUCCUCAAAGAAUUAAACUCUGUUAAAUAAGUUUCCCAAACUAACCUGCUACUUUGUGGAUUAGCGAUUUUCAUUUUACCCAAAAUGGGGUCUCUUUGUUUUAAUUGAGCAGCUUGCGCAUACACUGG